AUGCCAAAGGGACAGACGGCGGCGGCAUACGAUGACGUGACACGAAAGCGCAAAGACGACUGGAGUAGCCAACAAGUGGCGUUUCGGCACUUCAAUAACUUUGUAAAGAAGACAUUAAUUCAGUUUUCUCUCGAUCGCGUAUUGGCCAAUGUGGCUGCCUCGGCAUCAGAGGGAGCUGCAGUUCUCGAUAUUGCCAGCGGACGAGGUGGGGAUAUCGGCAAGUGGUUUUACAUGCAAAGUUCUGCGCAGGGAGAUGCUCGUGCGCCGUCAUGCUCUUUGCACACCACCGUCUACGACUGCUACGACAUCUCCCCCGAGUGCAUCAGCGAGGCGGAGAGACGGUGCAAGGAGAUGAUAGCCACCAUGGAGAGGCCCUCGCGGUGCUGUGCCUCGUUCACCGUGGCUGACUGUUUCUCCGAGUCGUUUCUGCGAGGCACUUUACCCUCCUCCCCGCACUUUGGUCGCUACAACAUCGUGUCGAUUCAGUUUGCAUUCCACUACGCCUGCAGGAGUCUCGAUCUUGUCCGAGACGUCUUCUCGGCUGUCUCCAGCGCUCUCGCUCCAGGUGGUGUGGUGCUCAUCACAACAGUUGACUUAGCGACGCUUUCCAAACGGGCGGCCGAAGGCAUGAUGGGCAACGAGCUGUACAGCAUCACUUUCCCCAAUCCGCCCGAAUACACCACAGUCUCCGACGGUAGCACCGUGCUUGUCACGGGCACCGAAUACCACUUUCGUCUGGAAGGCUUCGUAGACUGUCCCGAGUACGUGGUGCCGUACGAUGCGGUGGUGCAAAUCGCGAGUGAGGCGCAGCUGUGCCUUUGUGAGUCCAUGUCGAAGCCUUUCUCCGAGUUUGUGCCGCACUACUCCGCAAACUGGAAAGCGAACAGGGGCAACAGGCUGAGUCAGGCAGAGCUGGAGCUUGUAACCUUGUACCGCACUCUCUGCUUCGAGAAACCGAAUGUGGCACACUAG
Messenger RNA from Leishmania braziliensis MHOM/BR/75/M2904, 972 nucleotides. RefSeq names its product putative mRNA capping methyltransferase. Gene Ontology annotation, molecular function: mRNA 5'-cap (guanine-N7-)-methyltransferase activity. The record is from RefSeq and is a predicted model, not a curated record. Bases 1 to 972 code for a protein of 323 amino acids. Gene Ontology annotation, biological process: 7-methylguanosine mRNA capping. The transcript has a single exon. Gene Ontology annotation, cellular component: nucleus. NCBI's taxonomy places the organism in Eukaryota, Euglenozoa, Kinetoplastea, Trypanosomatida, Trypanosomatidae.